UUCCAGGAUGGCGGUGGGAAGCUCAGAGGAGACAACAAAGUAUUUUCAGCCACAACAACAGUUACUGUCAAUGUGGAGGAUGUUCAGGACACUCCUCCCAUGUUCAUCGGGACUCCCUACUAUGGAUAUGUCUAUGAGGAUACACUCGCGGGCUCUGAGGUCCUUACUGUUGUUGCUCUUGAUGGAGACAGAGGAAAACCUAACAGUAUUCAUUACUGCAUUGUGAACGGAAGUGAAGGUUCAUUUGAAAUUGGCAACACAACUGGAGCCAUUUCUGUUAUAAAAAGCCCAAAUCAGCUCAAGAAAGAAGUAUAUGAACUAAAAGUUCAGGCAUCAGAAGUCAGUCAGGAAGGUGACGUCUCAGUGCACGCUUUUGCCAUGGUGACUAUACGGGUGGUCGACCUCAACAACCAUCCACCAACAUUCUAUGGAGAAAAUGGUCCCCAGAACAGGUUCGAACUGACCAUGUACGAGCAUCCCCCAGAGGGUGAAAUCUUGAGAGGGCUGAAGAUUACAGUCAAUGAUUCAGAUCAGGGAGCCAAUGCUAAAUUCAACCUCCGUCUUGUUGGACCUGGUGGCAUCUUUCGAGUGGUUCCCCAAACUGUCCUGAAUGAGGCUCAGGUUACAGUAAUAGUGGAAAAUUCUGCUGCUAUUGACUAUGAAAAAUUCAAGGUGUUAACCUUCAAGCUUCUUGCAAUAGAGAUGAACACACCAGAGAAAUUCAGCUCCACAGCUGACUUAGUGAUACGUUUGCUGGAUACCAAUGACAAUGUCCCGAAGUUCUCCUCCGACUACUACAUUGCCAGGAUCCCCGAGAACUCCCCAGGAGGCUCAAAUGUAGUUGCUGUUACAGCUACAGAUCCAGAUUCAGGACUUUGGGGAGAAGUCAAGUACUCUAUCUAUGGAACAGGAGCAGAUCUGUUCCUAAUCCACCCAUCAACAGGUAUAAUUUACACCCAGCCCUGGGCUGUAUUAGAUGCUGAAGUGAACUCAAAGUAUAAUUUCUAUGUGAAGGCAGAGGACACAGAUGGGAAAUAUAGCUUGGCUGAAGUGUUCAUCACCGUGCUAGAUGUCAAUGACCACUCUCCAGAGUUCAAUGAAAACAUCCAGGAAAAGACGAUGAUCAUUGGGUCACCGGUGAAGAUAGAGGCUAUAGAUCAAGAUGCAGAAGAACCCAACAACAUCGUGGAUUAUUCCAUCAUGCAAGCAGAUCCAGCCAAUGUGUUUGACAUAGACCAAAGCACUGGGGAAAUCAAGCUGAAAUCCUAUAUCCGCUCCCUGGACAUUAUCCACAACAUCACAAAGAAAAAAGACUGCAUAUGGUCAGUGGUGGUGCAGGCCAAAGACCGAGGCUCCCCAUCCUUCAGUACCACGGCAGUUCUGAAGAUUGAUAUCACAGAGGAGACUCUUCACAAAGGGCCUAUGGCCGCCUUUUUGAUGCAAACUAAAGAUAACCCUAUGAAAGCCUUAGGAGUGCUAGCUGGUGUCAUGGGCAUAAUGGUGCUGAUAACUAUCAUGAUCUCUACUGCCAUGUUCUGGCGCAACAAGCGGUCCAACAAAAUCAUGCCGGUAAGAAGGAUUAUAAAAAAGAGACAGACCCCGCAGUCCCGGACCAUCAGGAUGGAGUGGCUGAAGUUCAAGAGGCCUAGCAGUGCUGCAGAGAAGUUUGUCGUUGAGGAUGAUGCCAAGAGCUUACACAACGAGAACAGCAACAACAACAUCCAGGUUGCCCCUGUGCCGCCCACCGCCCCC
This is a messenger RNA of Cariama cristata (Red-legged seriema), 1752 nucleotides long. It is a transcript of the gene CDHR1, whose product is annotated as cadherin-related family member 1. Gene Ontology annotation, molecular function: cadherin binding; calcium ion binding. Gene Ontology annotation, cellular component: catenin complex; plasma membrane. The record is from RefSeq and is a predicted model, not a curated record. NCBI's taxonomy places the organism in Eukaryota, Metazoa, Chordata, Aves, Cariamiformes, Cariamidae. The annotation marks the transcript as partial. The transcript is spliced from 10 exons. Gene Ontology annotation, biological process: homophilic cell-cell adhesion.